This is a messenger RNA of Acomys russatus (golden spiny mouse), 2052 nucleotides long. RefSeq names its product zinc finger containing ubiquitin peptidase 1 (gene Zup1). The transcript has 10 exons. NCBI's taxonomy places the organism in Eukaryota, Metazoa, Chordata, Mammalia, Rodentia, Muridae. The coding region runs from base 148 to 1881 and encodes 577 amino acids. The record is from RefSeq and is a predicted model, not a curated record.
AGUCCCAGAAUGCAUCACAGCUCAGCCCGGUGUGCACCGAGGCAUGCUGGGAUCGCUCUCCUUCCCUGCCGCUGAAGAAGGGCCUCUGUGAAUGCGGCACUGCGGAGGGCUCUGGAAGGCUCAGCUUCUUUAGGUCCAUGUCCCACCAUGCUUUCCUGUGACAUAUGUGGUGAGACAGUGACCUCAGAACCAGACAUGAAGGCUCACCUAAUUGUUCACAUGGAAAACGAAGUGAUCUGUCCAUUUUGCAAGUUGUCAGGUGUAAGUUAUGAUGAAAUGUGUUUUCAUAUCGAAACUGUUCAUUUUGAGCAAAACACACCAGAAAGAGACUUUGAGAAGCUGAAUGCAAAACAGUGCGAAGACUCAGACAGCAAGACCACCACCCCGCAGAGUGCAAUGGAAGUUAAUUCAAGUGUUCAUUCUGCAUGUGCGUCUAAUUUUCCGAAAAAUGCAGCUCAAGGCCUUGGUAAAGAUGGAACAUUAAAACGUGAAGCUUUUUAUACAGAGAACAUAACUGAAUCUAAAAAGUCCCUGAAAAGCAGGGGAAAGCAGUCUGGAUUGUCUGAGGUCCAAGGAUCAGUUUAUGAGACAACGUAUAGUCCUCCUGAAUGUCCGUUUUGUGGAAAAAUAGAGGGAUGUAGUCAAGAUGUGGAAACUCAUGUGAAAACAAAGCACGCCAGUCUUUUAGAAACUCCAUUAGCAGACUGCCAUCAAGCCCUCUAUGACUGUCCCAUGUGUGGGCUUGUCUGUACAAAUUAUCAUAUUCUCCAAGAGCAUGUGGAGUUACAUCUUGAAGAAAGCAGCUUCCAACAAGGCAUGGACAGAGUACAGUGUUCUCGUGAUCAAACAUUAGCUUACCAACUUCAGCAAGAAGAAGACAGGAAGAGGAGAUCUGAAGAAUCAAGACAAGAAAGGGAAGAGUUUCAGAAGUUGCAGCGGCAGUAUGGUUUAGAUAAUUCUGGAGGAUACAAACAACAGCAGCUCCGACAUAUGGAGAUAGAAGUAAAUAGGGGAAGAAUGCAUCCAUCUGAAUUUCAUAGCAGAAAAGCUGACAUGUUGGAAUCAAUAGCUAUGGGUAUUGACGAUGGAAAAACAAAAACUUCUGGGAUUAUUGAAGCCCUCCAUAGAUAUUAUCAAAACACUGCCACAGAUGUGAGGUGUGUGUGGCUCUCUACAGUGGUGGAUCACUUUCACUCAUCUUUCGGGGACAAAGGUUGGGGUUGUGGUUAUAGAAAUUUCCAGAUGCUACUCUCGUCAUUACUGAAAAAUGAUGUGUAUGGUGACUGCUUGAAAGGUAUGUCAGUUCCUUGCAUUCCAAAAAUUCAGUCCAUGAUUGAAGAUGCAUGGAAUGAAGGUUUUGAUCCUCAGGGGGCCUCUCAACUUAAUAACAAAUUACAGGGAACAAAAGCCUGGAUUGGAGCAUGUGAGAUUUAUACGCUUCUGACCUCUCUGAGAGUAAAGUGCCGCAUUAUUGAUUUCCACAAGUCAACUGGUCCUUCGGAGACACAUCCUCGCUUAUUUGAAUGGAUAUUGAACUAUUAUUCUUCAGAGAGGGAAGGGAAUGCAAAGGUUGUGUGUACAUCUAAACCUCCUGUCUAUCUUCAGCAUCAGGGUCACAGUCGAACAAUUGUUGGGAUUGAAGAGAGAAAAAACCGAACAUUGUGUUUACUAAUAUUUGAUCCCGGAUGUCCUUCUCGAGAAAUGCAGAAACUGUUAAGGCAAGACAUAGAGACUGGUAGUCUCAGGCAGCUCCGGAAAUAUGUGGGAAAUAUAAAACAUAAGCAGUACCAGAUAGUAGCAGUAGAGGGUGUUCUUUCACCACAGGAGAAAGCUGCCAGGAAACAAGCUUCUCAAGUGUUUACAGCGGAGAAGAUCCCUUGAAUCAAAUGUUUCAGUGACUUUGUUAUUGUUCUUUUUUUCUGAUAUUGAUAAGUUGAAGAAUUUUAUUUCACCUACGUCCUUGAUUUGUUUUUUAAGUUAUAAAUGCCUGUUAAAUUAUACCUCUUAGAUUUCCAUUGUCUAGUACUUAGUUGAAUAAAAUAUCUUGUUUGU